GGGGCCGACGAGGGCCUGGACUCCACGACCCCGCCCGCAGAGGUUCCGGCGAGCGCCUCGCCGACGACGUCGGCCAGGCCCGAGGACCUGAGCGGCCCGGUGAGCCCGUGUUUUGAAACGCAACACGUGCCUUGUUCAAGACUUACACAGCCCGCAUGAUGAGGAUGAGCAGCUGUCCCAAGGGUACCCUUGCAUCUUUGCCUCCUCGGCCCAUCCUUGGCUGUCUUCGCUGGCCGCACUCCACCCGCGAAGUGUGUCGACAUGGCCUGCCGAGGCCCUUUGCAUCCUUAUCGCGCAUCCUGAUGAUACAGGCUGACUGUACGUGCUAGCACGCUGCGUAUUGGCUCGGCACGUGCUGGUCCAAGUGAUGACGAACGCGUCGCGCCAAACGUACGUUUUCAGUCUACGUGCUGUGCUCCGUGCCAAAACGCUAAUUACGUGUUGCGUGUUGCGCAUCGGGGCAGCUACUCCGAGGACUGCUCGAGCGUCGUCGCGGUCGCCGGCGGGCAGGAGGCCCUCAAUGGACUGUACAGGCGGACGGGCACUCUGCAGGGGGGUCGCCCCAUCUACGCCGAUUCCAGCGACCAUCAGUACCUUUAUUUAUCCAGCGAGCUCAAUGCAUGGAGGAUCGGUCCCAACUACAAUGCAAAGUACGCUGCUGUUUCAUCGUCAAUAGGUGACGCGCCUUGCUGUCCAUACAUGGUGACUCCUGGUACGUGGGCUACGUUUGCGGGGGAAAAGUUCCAGAUCAACCCGAAUAUCACCGUGGCAGUCGAGCCCAACGACGACCAACCGUGGGCGGAGUUCUACUCGGACAACUUCUGGGUGGUUGGUUGUCUCAUCCUGACCCUCUUGCUGUUCCUUGCCCUGAGCCUGUUCGAGAGGAGAUGGAAAAAAAGGGCGAAGAUUGACCAGCAUCACUCCGAGGUGAUGCAGGAUGUUCACCAGUUCUCAGAGAAUUUGGUGCGAAAGUUUAUGCCGACCAUGGUCGUGGCGAAGUACCAGUUCCGCGGCAUGAGGCAGCGAAAGAUGAAGGUGGACAUCGCCUUCAAAGAGCUCGCUCUCACGUUGCCAAGCGGGGCCAAGGUGCUGGAAGGUGUGACAGGAGAGUUCGGGGCUGGCAAGAUGUGCGCCAUCUUGGGACCGUCGGGAGCAGGCAAAACAACUUUCAUGAAUGUGUUGUGUGGCAAGGCUACUUACGGUACGAUGGACGGAGCGGUGCUCAUCAACGGGGUCCCUGGGGACAUAUCCUCGAUCCAGUCCCUCACGGGCUUCGUCCCGCAGGACGACAUAGUGCACGAGCAGCUGACCGUCCGCGAGCAGAUCCGCUUCUCCGCGGAGCUGCGGAACGAGGUCGGCACCACCAGUCGGAGGUUGAACAACAUCACCGAGGACGUGUUGAACGUCAUGCAGCUCCUGCAGGUGCAGGGCAGCAUCGUUGGGGGCGUGCGCAGGAGGGGCAUCAGCGGCGGCCAGCGGAAGAGGGUCAACGUCGGCCUCGAGCUGGCCUCGCAGCCGACGGUGCUCUUCCUGGACGAGCCCACCAGCGGCCUCGACUCCACCAGCUCACUCGCGGUAGUUCUCUCCCUCAAGAAGAUGUGCCAGCUCGGCAUGACCAGCAUCAUGGUCAUCCACCAGCCGCGCUACUCGCUCUUCACGCUCUUCAGCGACGUGCUCCUGCUGGGCAAGGGCGGUCGCACCGUGUACCUCGGCCCCUCGACAGGAGCCAAGGUGUACUUCGAGGGCGAGGGCUUUGGGAUGCCGACCGAUGAGAACCCCGCAGACUGGUUCAUGGACGUGAUAUGUGGCGAAGUUCCCAACAAGAAUGUCCCCGACUUCAAGCCCCCGAUGCUGUUCGACAUGUGGAAGAAGAGCGCGCGGAAAGUGGGAAGGAGCGUCACUCCUGGCGGGAGCGAGUCGAGCUCGGCCUCCUGGCUGCAGAACCAGGAGCGGCAGAUGGACGACUCGGACGACCGCCAGGUGCUCGAGGAGGCCCUGACCGUGGAGUGGGACAACAUGGACACCAACAACGACGGUGUCCUAAACAGAGAGCAGUUGAAACUCCUGCUGGCGACGUGUGCUCGGCAGAUCCCGCCGGACGACGUCGUGGAGGAGCUCAUGGAGCGCAUGAGCCAGACACCCGACACCGUGACGAAGGAGGAAUUCGUCAGCUAUCUGUUGAACCUGAGGCAUUCCAUCGCCGCGGACCAUACCGCCACCGCAACGGUCUCCAUACCGCCAUCGCAACGGGCGCUCGGUUCGAGAUCGAGGAGCGGAAGGUCGCUGGACAGCACGAGCUCCGCGAGCGAGACCGACUCGGAGGAGGACUUCAGCAGCGACUGCGGCGACGACGCCACGCUGGGCGGCUCCCCCCGGCAGGUGAGGUUGCAGCGCAGGCUGCCCGGCUUCUGGCGCCAGCUGAGGCCGCUGUUCCAGCGAAGCCUCGUCCUCUUCAGCCGGAAGGACGAGCAGCGCAUCGGCUUCCUCGUGGCUCUGUCGCUGGGCGCGGUCGUCCUCGGGCUCAACGACAAGUGCAUCUGCAAGGUGCAGCGAUGGGAGGCCAACGCGUACCUCAACACCCACACUGCGCUGUCCCUGUUGACGUCGAUCUUCUGCCUGGCGACCUACGGCAGCGACCAGCCGGUCUUCCUGCGCGACCGUGCAUCUGGGCAGAACGUGUUCGCGUAUUGGCUCUCGCGGCAGGUCGUCGACUUGUUCGACCUCACGCUGCAGACCUUCACGUUCACAGCGCUGUACUUCGUAAUCUUCCAGCCGCGGGUCGGCUUCUUCUGGUACGGCGUGCCGUUCGACCUUGUCACUUGGGCAGCAUCUGGGUGGGGCUACGUCAUAUCGACCCUCGUGCCUCCAGAGCACGGCGCGUUCAUCACCGCGUUGUUGAUCUUUGUAGUUUGCGGCCUCUUCGGCAACCCCGCGAACCUCCAGCAGUUCUUCGCGAGCAAGACCAUGGAGGUCUUCGUCUCGUGUGUGUCCAUCACGCGGUGGAGCGUGGGGAUGAGCUUUCUAUGGGCCAAUGAAAGCAACCACGAGAUCAUCACCGAGCCCGUCGCGCUCAGCACGUUCAACAUGGAGUACAAGGCGUACACAUCCGGAUGGGGCGGCGAAGAUGACUACUGGAGCAUUGGGUUCAUCGCCCUCGGCAUCAUGGGCCUCGCGCUUCGGGUCGUGAGCUUGUUACUUCUCACGUUCUUGCCGCGCAACCGUGCCGUUUAAACUUUUGUCAGGGGCGUUAUCGCGCAGCGGCGCAGCGAUCCAGCUGUCGACUGACGGCGCGUGUUUUUGACCCAGAGUUUGCACACAGCUUAUGUGGCCGAGAAGCUUGCGUGCCCGAUAACUAUCAGGAGGGAAAACAC
Prorocentrum cordatum is the source of this 3371-nucleotide messenger RNA. Lineage: Eukaryota; Dinophyceae; Prorocentrales; Prorocentraceae. The record is from the annotation of a GenBank genome assembly.